This is a messenger RNA of Pocillopora damicornis (cauliflower coral), 674 nucleotides long. RefSeq names its product angiopoietin-related protein 7. The record is from RefSeq and is a predicted model, not a curated record. NCBI's taxonomy places the organism in Eukaryota, Metazoa, Cnidaria, Anthozoa, Scleractinia, Pocilloporidae.
UAUGAUUUUACGAUAGCAGCUUCAGAGUACACUUUCCUAGUCCAUAAUGAUUUUUGUAAAGAUUUUAUUUUGUCUGCUCUAUUGCAGCUUAAGUUUUAAAACAGCAAGAGGUCAAAGCAACACAGCAAAAAAUACUCCCGAUACUUCGACAUCAAGCAAGUGCCACAACGUUCACUUCAACAACUAUUAUUCUGGACCAGCAAAUAAGGACAUCAAGGCACAUCUUCUCAAAAUAGAGAAUCAACUGGCCGAAUUAGAGAAGAAAAUCGACGCUUUGACGGGAAACAAAACAACUCUGCCAGCUAUGAAAAACUGUGCUGAGCUGUAUAAAUCCGGCCAAAGAAUCACAGGAGUUUACACAAUCGACCCCGAUGGUUUAGGUGCGUUUGAGGUGUUUUGCGACCAAAAAUCUUCUAGUGGGGGCUGGACAGUAUUCCAGAAGAGACUUGAUGGCUCCGUUGAUUUCGUCAAUCGCGCCUGGGCGGAUUACAAACGUGGAUUCGGAAACUUAAAUGGUGAGUUUUGGCUCGGACUGGACAAGAUAUACCGCCUGACCAAAACAAAGAGUAGACUGCGAGUGGAACUUGAAGACACACAAGGAAAGACAGCUUACGCUGAAUAUGAUAUGUUCUCUGUUUCCAGCGAAAGAAAUAAAUACAGACUUGGCCUUGGGA